Molecule: messenger RNA, 1368 nt
Organism: Didymodactylos carnosus
Lineage: Eukaryota; Metazoa; Rotifera; Eurotatoria; Philodinida; Philodinidae
Source: the annotation of a GenBank genome assembly
AUGAGACAAGGGCAGAAUAUCUGGUCUCAUGUUAAAAAUGUUUUUCGUCCAUAUGCUCCAGCUUUCAAAGGAUUAAAAAUACCAACUCAAACUGAAGCUCUGUCUCUUUCGAGUUCCCAGAAGGUUUCAGUACCGUGCCCGGAUAACUCGAGCAGAAAGAAAGAACAGACUUUUCAAACUUUAAAAGAUCAAAAUAAAAUUGCAGAGGAGCUCGCCAAUUAUUAUGAAAAGCAUUUUGCUGAACCAAAACCCGACUUAAAUAAUCCUUUUCACAGAGAAUACUUAGAUGCUUAUGAAAGAAUAAAAUCAAUGCCAAAUUUGUCUUUAGAACAAAUUAAAUUUGAAGAGGUUCAAUUGCAGUGGAAAAAGUGUAAAACCGUAGAACUAUUUAACGGGACAGUAAUUAUAACCGAUAUGCCUGAAUCGAUGAAGCAUUAUUGGACAAAAAUUAGUUUAUGUGAGAUACUUAAAAAAGCCUCGUCGAAACAUACAACACCACCGAUUGACGUAUUAGUUGAAAUACCUGUUAUAUUUGACAGCGAUCUGUUUCAGCCACACAUAACAAUUGUUGAUCGCGCCAAAUAUGUUAACCGUUGCCGAUGUAAUCCAACGAACGAAAUGGUAUUAACUGUCAUUGAAGUUUCAUUAUCCUCUUUGAUGGACGAUGUCAACAACAAGGUUUUCAGAUAUGCUGCGGCAAAUGCGAAGGAAGUAUGGGUGGUGGAUUUACUGCCCGAAGUCGUGCAUGUAUAUGAGAAACCGAAAAAUGGUGUGUAUCAAAGUGUAACCAUUUUAACGGUCGAUAAAUUUAUCGAAUUUUGUGGUAAGAAAAUACCAGUGUGUGAAAUAUUUCGUGAAAACGGCCGAGGAAGAAAACGAAAAACAUCAAAAGAAGCCGAUGAAUUAAUUGUUAAGAAAAUUGCCACCGAUCGUAGGAAAUCUUCCAAGGUUAUUCGACAGGAAGUAGCCACAGAAUUAGGAGUUACAAUUUCGGAAAGGACAACUAGACGUAGACUGAAUGAGGUUGGAUAUUACGGACAAGUUGCACGAAAAAAACCGCUGACAAAACAGUCUCAUCGUUUAAAACGACUCGGCUACAGUUACAGUUAUUCGACGAAGAAAAAUAAAUUUUGGGAAACUGUUAUAUGGUCAGACGAAGCCAAAUUUAAUUUGUUUAGAUCUGAUGGAAAAAUAAUGGUCUGGAGAGCUGUCGGCGAAGUAUUCUCUCCCGUGUGCAUAGUAUCAACGGUCGCUCACGGCGGAGGGAACCUCAUAGUUUGGGGUUGUAUGUCCCGAAAGGGAGUGGAUCAGUUAGUAUUUAUUGAAGGGAGUUUGAAAAUUGAAUUGCGUACAAUGCUACUAUACUGA